Molecule: messenger RNA, 2721 nt
Organism: Ooceraea biroi (clonal raider ant)
Lineage: Eukaryota; Metazoa; Arthropoda; Insecta; Hymenoptera; Formicidae
Gene: Cdk5
Product: cyclin-dependent kinase 5
Biological process (GO): protein phosphorylation; synaptic vesicle transport; neuron apoptotic process
Cellular component (GO): nucleus; cytoplasm
Molecular function (GO): cyclin-dependent protein serine/threonine kinase activity; ATP binding
Source: RefSeq, a predicted model, not a curated record
UAUAUAUUUCAUGGGAGCACGAGGCUCAGGGCACUCCAUGCGUUUUUCACGGCGUGAACGACACGAGUUUGAGGAAAAUCGUGGUCAAUUAGUUUUCCCUCUGGCGUCUCGGUAUUCGUCGGUACUAGGCAUCAUAUUGAACGCAGCGUAAUGGCGUUUUCUGGUUCAUCGAUCGUGAUCGUCUUCAUCAUUGUAGCUGCUUACGCGGCGGCUGGACCCGUUCAGGGUGGUCCGAGCUCUCUACAACGGGACGAGUACGAAUCGCCAGCAUUGGAGAAUUUCUUGGCGAGAUACUGGGAAGAUCGCAAAAUAAUUCAAGAUGCAAAACGGAACUUGGACCAAAUUGGUGGCGGACAUCUUGUGAGAGACACUGAUAAACAACUCAGACGUUUAUUUGACGAAGAAAACAAUCGCUCGAUUCUGGAAUUUGUCAAUGGCAAACAAAUACUCGGCGACCAAGAGAGAUCUUUUCUAACUGCUGAACGAUUCCGCGACGGAAAUUCCUUCAAUUCUUCAAACAACUUCAAAACAUUUGUAAAUCCAACAAAUUAUCCAUAUGGCCUUGAUUUAAAUGGCGAAGAAGCAAAUGACGAAUCAUUUAUGAACCUAUUAUCCGAACGUGAUAUAUUGAAGAAUAUACGAGAGGGAGACAGGCGAUUCGUAAAAAAUCUAGAUCAGAUCGACGGUGGGCACUUAGUGCGAAAUCUGAAUCAAAUCGACGGUGGAAAUCUCGUGAGAAAUCUGGAUCAGAUUGGUGGUGGGCAUCUUGUGAGAAACUUGGACCAGAUCGGUGGUGGGCAUCUCGUAAGAAAUCUGGAUCAGAUAGGCGGUGGGAAUCUGGUUAGAAGCAUCAGCUAUCCGAAUGGCGAAACGAAACAGCAUGUUCAUCAGUUCUCGCCAAAGCUGCACUUUGCGCGAAACCUAGAUCAGAUCGGAGGCGGAAAUCUUGUGAGAAAUUUGGAUCAGAUCGGUGGCGGAAAUCUCGUACGAAAUUUGGAUCACAUCGGUGGCGGAAAUCUCCUGAGAAGUUUGCUGUGUGCAGGCAGUCGCAAUUUAGAUGGUAUCAGCAGCAAUCGUAUACUGCGACGUCGAGGAUUGGAUUCAUUGUCUGGAGCAACUUUUGGUGAAAGUAAGAGGUUCGUACCAGUAAGGCGGCUCAUCAGAAUGAACGUACGGCCAGGUAAUUUUGACGAAAUCGACCGGUCAGUCUUUGAUCGUUUCACAAAGAGGAACAUCGAUGAAAUCGAUACAGCAUUUGACAGUUUCUUCAAACGGAAUUUCGACGAGAUCGAUCGGCAAACAAACUCGGCUCGGCGGAGUUGCGCCACUGUGUAUACUGUGGCGCGACUGUGCGUGCGUGCGUGCGUGCGUGUGUGCGCGUUCCGCUCGUGGAUCAGCAAAAAUAUGCAAAAAUAUGAGAAGCUCGAGAAAAUAGGAGAAGGCACUUAUGGCACCGUGUUCAAAGCUAAGAAUCGCGAGACACACGAAAUCGUCGCGCUGAAACGAGUGCGACUAGACGAUGACGAUGAAGGUGUGCCGUCAUCAGCACUGCGAGAGAUCUGUCUAUUGAAGGAACUCAAGCAUAAGAAUAUAGUUCGUCUUUAUGAUGUGUUACACAGCGAUAAGAAGCUUACGUUAGUAUUCGAGCACUGCGACCAAGAUCUCAAGAAGUACUUUGACAGUCUGAACGGGGAGAUUGAUCUAGACGUCGUUAAAUCAUUCCUAUAUCAGUUAUUAAGAGGAUUAGCAUUCUGCCACAGUAGAAAUGUUUUACACAGAGAUCUCAAACCACAAAACUUGCUCAUCAAUAAAAAUGGGGAGCUGAAACUUGCUGACUUUGGAUUAGCGAGAGCAUUUGGUAUUCCUGUAAAAUGUUACUCGGCAGAAGUUGUUACGUUAUGGUACCGUCCUCCGGAUGUUCUGUUUGGAGCAAAAUUGUAUACAACGUCCAUUGACAUGUGGAGCGCAGGAUGCAUAUUUGCUGAAUUGGCGAAUGCUGGUAGACCACUUUUUCCCGGAUCGGACGUGGAUGAUCAGUUGAAAAGAAUAUUCAAAAUGCUGGGCACACCGACGGAAGAGACCUGGCCAGAUUUAACGACACUUCCCGAUUACAAGCCUUUCCCGCAAUACCAUCCUACGCAAGGAUUGGCACAGGUUACGCCCAAACUCACUUCAAGAGGCAAAGACUUGCUCCAGAGAUUAUUAGUGUGUAAUCCGGCUCUACGGCUAUCAGCGGAGGAAGCAAUGGCGCAUCCGUAUUUCAAUGACUUAAACCCUGCCAUAAAGAAUGAUCGAUGCCAAUAGCGAAACAUCCCUCUUAGCUUAGACCGACUGACAGCGUACUAUGGCGCGUACGACGCGCAGAGACCAAAAGAUGGAAAAGAAAAUAUUCCGGCGCAAGGAUCGUUUGUUAAGAUAUAUAUACACACACACACACACAUUUACGCGCUCGACGCGACGAUCGUCCCGUGAGAAAACAACACCGACGAGUAUCGUUGUUUUAUAAAAGUGACAAGGAAGAGUAGGUAAAUUGUUAAUUUAACUCUCUGACAGCAAUUCCUUCAUACCAAAAAUGCAAAUUCUGCGAUUGAAAAGAAAAACACGAUGCACGACGUUUGCUGUCAGAGCUAUGAAUGGCAAGUAUGAUUCAUGCGAAAUUGAGUAGAAUGUUAAGCGCGAUUUAUUUAUUAAAUAAUUAUGAAUCAAUAAACCGAUAUCUUA